GGGGGAAAUCCCCUCCUCCGCAACAGACUGAAGCGCCUCUUGAACUGGUGUUAUUUUAUUUUAUUUUUUGGUUGGGGCAUUAGGCCUAUACUGUCCUUCAUCAAACUUCUCAAUCUUCUCGACACAUGAUAGGCUACAGUGUUCUCCUCUCAUCUUCCGUCUACGGUUUAUCGAACAAACUUUCGCUUUCAGUUUUGUUACGAACAUGUAGGCUAAUGGCUUCUAGUUCAGGGAACAGAGGUCUGCAAAGACAACACAAAGAUCUCCCAGACCAGGAAGCCAAUAACAUGAGUGUGAGUGAUUUGAGGAUUGUUCUGCUGGGGAAGAAUAUAACAGAAAACAACAGAGUGGGAAACUUCAUCUUAGGAAGAGCAGCGUUUGAGAGUGAAGCACCUGCUGAUGUAGAGCUGAACAUUGAGAAACACAGAGGAAAACUGAAGGACAGAGACGUCACAGUCAUCAACACUCCUCACCUGCUGAGGCCAAAUCUGUCAAUCACUCAGAUCACACAGCGAGUGAAAGAGUGUGUGAAUCUGUCUGCUCCUGGACCUCAUGUGAUCAUACUUGUACUGCAGGAGAACGACUUCAGUGACAAUAACAGACACAGAGUGAAAUAUGUGCUGAAUGAAUUCAGUAAGGAGGCUCCUAUACACACUUUAGUGUUGACUGAUGAGAGAGAGAUAAACAGUAGCUGUAUUCAUCAAUUAAUAAAGGAUUGUGGAGGUGAACAUCUUCAGUUUGAUGAAAGAAAAUCAGGUUUACACUCUGAGAUACUUGAAAGAGUGGAGAAGAUACUCAAAGAAAACCAGGUCCAAUUUCUUAUCUCUGACUUGUGUGAGGAAGCAGGAGAAGAAACAUCAGAAGAUGGAGAGAAGAGGAGAUCUGGAGGUUCAGUCACAGCAGAAGAAGAGGGAGAUUUUGAUCAUGAAGAUGAUGGAAAAAUCAAACAGAGAAACAAAGAGAAAAAGGAAGUCGCUGCCCAAAGGAAAACCUUGUUUCAAAGUGGAUGUGGAAGUCUACCUUUUGAGCGGCCUGAUAUGAGUGAUUUGAGGAUUGUUCUGCUGGGGAAGAAUAUAACAGAAAACAACAGAGUGGGAAACUUCAUCUUAGGAAGAGCAGCGUUUGAGAGUGAAGCACCUGCUGAUGUAGAGCUGAACAUUGAGAAACACAGAGGAAAACUGAAGGACAGAGACGUCACAGUCAUCAACACUCCUCACCUGCUGCAGCCAAAUCUGUCAAUCUCUCAGAUCACACAGGGAGUGAAAGAGUGUGUGAAUCUGUCUGCUCCUGGACCUCAUGUGAUCAUACUUGUACUGCAGGAGAACGACUUCAGUGACAAUGACAGACAUAGAGUGAAAUAUGUGCUGAAUGAAUUCAGUAAGGAGGCUCCUAUACACACUUUAGUGUUGACUGAUGAGGAAGAGAUACAUAAUAACGCUAUUCAUCAAUUCAUACAAGAGUGUGGAGAUGAACAUCUUCAGUUUGAUGAAAGAAAAUCAGGAUUGCACUCUGAGAUACUUGAAAGAGUGGAGAAGAUCCUCAAAGAAAACCAGGUCCAAUUUCUUAUAUCUGACUUGUAUGAGGAAGCAGGAGAAGAAACACCAGAAGAUGGAGAGAAGAGGAGAUCUGGAGGUUCAGUCACAGCAGAAGAAGAGGGAGAUUUUGAUCAUGAAGAUGAUGGAAAAAUCAAACAGAGAAACAAAGAGAAAAAGGAAGUCGCUGUUCAAAGGAAAACCUUGUCCAUGGCGUCCUCCAGUGAUCCUCCAGUGCUCUGUGACUUCUGUGAUGAAAGAAAGCAGAAAGCUGUGAAGUCCUGCCUGACGUGUCAAAUCUCUUACUGUGAUGAUCAUCUGGAGCCUCAUCUCAGAGUCCCACGUCUAAAGAAACACACACUGAUCAAAGCUGUGGAAAAUCUGGAGGAUUAUAUAUGCCAGAAACAUGAGAGACCUCUGGAGAUGUUCUGCAGAGAUGAUCAGACGUGUGUUUGUCUGUCCUGCACUGAAGGAGAACACAGGACUCACAACACUGUUCCUAUAGAGGAGGAUAGUCGAGAGAAGAAGACUCUCACCUCCAAUGACAGUUUCCUUACUUCAUCUCGAACCGUCCAUAUUUCAAACUGGAUGAUUAUUGGUCUGGGUGUCCUGUUGGUAGCAGUGUUGAUCAUCAUCUUACCUAAACAAUACACUGGAUGUCAGUCUGAGCAGCUGAAGAUGAAGGAACAGGCUGAAGAUCUCAUUAAGCUGAAGCAGGAAAUCACUGAGCUGGAGAUGAUAAAGGGACAGCAGAAAGCAGCAGAGAAACAGGCUGAAGAUCUCAUUAAGCAGGAGCAGGAAAUCACAGAGCUGAAGAGGAGAAACACUGAGCUGGAGAUGAUGAAGGAACAGGCUGAAGAUCUCAUUAAGCUGAAGCAGGAAAUCACUGAGCUGAAGAUGAUGGAGGAACAGCAGAAAGAAGCACAGAAACAGGCUGAAGAUCUCAUUAAAGAGCUGCAGCAGGAAAUCACUGAGCUGAAGAGAAGAAACACUGAACUGAUGAUGAUGGAGGAACAGCAGAAAGCAGCAGAAAAACAGAAUGAAGAUCUCAUUAAGCAGGAGCAGGAAAUUACUGAGAAUCUUACCUCCAAUGACUGUUUCAUUACUUCAUCUCGAACCGUACACAUUCCAAACUGGAUGAUUAUUGGUCUGGGUGUCCUGUUGAUCAUCCUGCUUAAACAAUAUACUAUGUACUCAUGCCUGUACAGAGUUUCACACACCAAGGGCUGGACUGAGAUCAGCAGUGACUCUGGUGUGAAAACACUGAAAAUAGCUGUGACUGAACUGAAGAAACUGCUAAAAGAAAAACUCACUCAAAUUGAGUUGAAGUUUGUGCAGAAGUUUGCAGUGGAUGUGACUCUGGAUCCUGAUACAGCUUAUCCAUAUCUCAUCCUGUCUGAUGAUGGAAAACAAGUCCGUGAUGGAGACAUUAAGAAGGAUGUCCCUGAAAACCCAAAGAGAUUUGAUACUUGUGCAAUUGUUCUGGCAAAGCAGGGAUUUAGUUCAGGGAGAUUUUACUAUGAGGUGCAGGUGAAGGGAAAGACUAAGUGGGAUUUAGGAGUGGCCAGAGAAUCCAUUAACAGGAAGGGGAAGAUCACACUUGGUUCUGUGAAUGGAUACUGGACUGUGUGGCUGAGGAAUGAGAAUCAAUAUUCAGCUUUGGAUAAUCCUCUUGUCUCUUUAUCUCUGAGAGUGAAACCUGAGAAGGUGGGAGUGUUUGUGGAUUAUGAGGAGGGUCUGGUCUCUUUUUAUGACGUGGACUCCAGAUCUCAUAUCUACUCUUUCACUGGUCAGACUUUCACUGACAAACUCUAUCCAUAUUUUUGCCCAGGCCUUAAUGAUAAAGGUAAAAACUCAAAGCCAUUGAUCAUCACACCUGUCAACUGAAACACACAAAAAACAUCAAAUCUGAAAAGAUUAAAUAUGGAUGUGAUGUUUCAGAAUAUGUAAAUAAAAACCAAAGAAGAAUUUGCACAAUCAAGUAGAUUUUACUUACAAAUAUAAAGAAAAUUUAAAUGCAAAUUUUAGUGCAAAAAGAAAUAUAUAUUCAGGCCUUUAGAAAAAAAUAGUCACUGACAAAACAUGAACUAUAAUGAAAUAUUUGUGAGUUAUAUGUACAUGUAAAUGGAAAAUUUGUUACACAUCUAUAUAUUUCUUUUGUCUUUCAUUAAUACUUUGCUUUUCAAAUUGAAUAUGAAAUUGUUUCUACAUGUUAUUUUGUAAAGAAAUCUCUGAAGCCAUUUUCUCUCUCCUCUCCAGCUGUUAACACUAAAUUACUUGUGAAAUAUUGUGAUUUUUGGUUUAUAUUGUAAUAUCUGAAUAAAGUCAAGAGUUCAAUUCUAUAACUGAUAUUGCUGGUAAACUAAAUUGUUUGCUAAUAAAUAUGUAAAUACA
This is a messenger RNA of Megalobrama amblycephala (Wuchang bream), 3926 nucleotides long. RefSeq lists its product as uncharacterized. Bases 126 to 3419 code for a protein of 1097 amino acids. The record is from RefSeq and is a predicted model, not a curated record. Gene Ontology annotation, molecular function: GTP binding; zinc ion binding; protein binding. The transcript is spliced from 12 exons. Lineage: Eukaryota; Metazoa; Chordata; Actinopteri; Cypriniformes; Xenocyprididae.